AUGUCGACGCCUGCGCUGCUGGUCGCGCUUGAGGCCAAGUCGCCCAUGCAGGGUGGCCUCGACGAGCAGGCCGUGGUCGCCACCAUCGCCAAAGAGCUCAAGGCCCGAGCAUGGCGCUCGGGCCUCGAACCUGACGCGCUCGAGACCAUCGCUUCGUUCUACGUAGACAACAUCGACGCCAUCAAAGACGUCACCGCCCGCCACAUCAUCCAUGCGCUACUCCCGGCGUCGGUCGUCCCGCAGUCGGUCGCUGUCAUGCUCCUUGGCAUCGCCCAGCCGCGCUCGCCGGGCAUCCGCUCCAUCAUCUUCAUGUGGAUGGUCCUCGUCUUUGACUCGUUUGACGGCUACGACGUCAUGCACUCGCUAUACGGCGCCCUCUUCCACUUUGUGGCGUACGACUCGCUCCGUCCCUGGGUCUGCCACCUCCUUUCGCUCCUCACCCGGCGCGAGGACGUCGUCCCCUUCCGGGUCCGCAAGCUCUUCUCCAUCUACAAGCGCCAGGUAGUCGCCAAGGAGCCGGCUCUUAUUGCUCUCCUCAUGGUCUACAAGGACUACACACCUGAACUGGUCCCCAUCGCCCGUCCCUACGGCUUCAAGCCGUCGUUCAAGGCUCCGCACGGCCCGUGGCUCCGUGCCAUGCGCGCCGUCCAGGACGCCCGCCCUGCAGCCGAGCUGGCCGCUCAAGCAUAUGCCGCCCAGGCUGCGCUCCCGCAUGGGACAAGGACCCAGACCAAGCGCGCUCUCGACUCGUGGGCUCGCCCGGACCCGAUGCGCCCGCGCGGCCGCCGUGGCCGCAAGAAGCGUAAGCUCCUCUCCGCCGAAUCGGCCCUCGCCCUCGACCAGGUCUCCUCCAUCGAUGACCUCGUCUCCCAGCUUGACACCAUCAAGCUUCCCAAGCAGCUCGCUACUGUCUUCUCCGAGCGCUCGCUGCAGCAUCUGGUGAGCCUCGACCCGACGCCGGGCGCGCUCGCCCGCAUCUCGCACUGGCUCGCUGCGCGCCUUGAGGCCGAGCUUGGAUGGGGCGCCUCGCCGCUGCGGCCGAUGGCGCUCCAGCUGCUGGAGGCCGUCCGCGACUUUGCCCGCUUCUUCAAGGAGCUACCGCCCGUGCUCGAGGUCUGGCUCGGCUCGUUCCUCCCCGACUGGAACGGUGUUCACGCCGCCGACGUCGUCCUCGAUCUUGUAACCUACCUCCGCCCGCUCCCAUGGGACGCGCUCUACACCGGCUUCCUCAUCCCGCUCUCGCAGCUCUUUGUCGCAUCGGGCGUCGCCUUUCAGGUCGCUGUCCUCAACGCCCUCAAGACAAUGCUCUUCCGCUGGUUCGCCACAGACUGGGACUCCCACGCCGCCGCUGUUGCCACAGCCAUCGCCGCCGCUGACGCUUCCGGCUCUGACCCGCCGCCCACCGUCCCCGUCCCGGGCUUUAUCUUUGAGGGUCUUGACAUCGGCGCCAACUACUGGCUCUCCAUGUACCAACUUCUCGCCUGGGUCGACAAAUCUGCCGCACGCGCCCUCGCCCUCGCAAACUCGCACUCGGCGCUCGAGGACGCCGUCCUCGCCUUUUUCGAGCAGUACGCCACCGCCCUCACAGACCUCCGCCUCCCCUUCCUCUGGGUUCCCUCGCCGGGCAUCGUCUACCCGUGCCUCCUCUCGCCGGCUGCGCUCUCCACCUCGCGUAUCGCAGGAGUCCUUGCCAUCAUCAAGGCUGAGUACCCGCGCCUCGCCCGCGACCGCGCAGCCAACGCCGCACGCAUCGACUUUGACCCGUCGGUCGCCGAGCGCGCCCUGCUCAUCAAUGCCUACAUCGUCGACGCUACCAACGUCUUCUACCGCGGCAACGCCUUUUUGCAGCCGCAACAGACCCAGCUGUUCGACGUCCCGGACGAGCUCAUCGACGCUCUCGCCACUCACGACGCCUCGCGCUUUGCCCUCUCCAUGGCCUCCAACCUCUCUUGCACAGGCUUCGCCGCAGACUAUCUCGCCCUCGCCGCCUCGGACUCUGCCCGCCCAGGAUUUGACGUCCCUGACCUCGCAUCCAUCGAGAACACCAAUGACGGCAACCGCCGGGCCGAGUACCUGGACUACCUCCGCGAACGCGGCCUCGACGGCCUUCACGCCUUCCUCUACUCGGCUAUCACCACCCUUCGCAAGUCUGGCUCGACCGCCUCUGCUCGCGCCGAGUAA
Thecamonas trahens ATCC 50062 is the source of this 2181-nucleotide messenger RNA. RefSeq lists its product as uncharacterized. Gene Ontology annotation, cellular component: kinetochore; cytosol; nuclear body. The coding region runs from base 1 to 2181 and encodes 726 amino acids. The record is from RefSeq and is a predicted model, not a curated record. Lineage: Eukaryota; Apusomonadida; Apusomonadidae. The transcript has 2 exons.